Misgurnus anguillicaudatus (oriental weatherfish) is the source of this 5285-nucleotide messenger RNA. The record is from RefSeq and is a predicted model, not a curated record. NCBI's taxonomy places the organism in Eukaryota, Metazoa, Chordata, Actinopteri, Cypriniformes, Cobitidae.
UAUUAAAAUAAUAUAACAAUAAUAGAGCAAAAAUCCUAGUUAAUAAAUCACUCAAUCUGACAAAGAAUCAAUGAUUCCCGACAGUAAAUGCUGUGAUUCAUUGACUGGGUCGUUGUCUGUUAUGUGAAGGAAAUGUUUGGCUGUUGAUUUUUCAUUAACUAUCAGCUGCUUCGUGAUGUACUCCCACUUGUCCUGUGAAAACAAAUACAGGAGGGUUUAGUUUUUCUUUCAGCGUUGAAAGUAAAAGAGGUGGGCACGAGCAGACGCUUCUGGACUGCGGAGGGUGUGCGCGCGUGCGCUGUCUAUUAACUUUAAACGUAUUAAACAAUCUUUAUUAAUUUGUGUAACUUUACGUUUGUUUACACGGGAUUUACACUGGAUUUGACAUACUUACUUUGACAUACAGUAAGCUUUUGGAGGCGCUUGGUGAGCUGUGGCAGUAAAAAAGAAACCCGUUACCCCCAUAACAAAUAAAACCCCUUCAUAAACAUAAACUGGGCAGGAAUACAUAGCUGACCAAAUGAAAGGAGAUGCAGAGAAAACAAGAAAGAAAUGUUCACGGAGUCCCUCCAAAGCCACUUCCACUAUGUCCCUGUCUGUGCGCCCUACGCGCAGGGUCCUCAGCAGAUCCAUUACUAGGAGCCAGUCCUUCGCCGGAGUCAACUCCUACGAUAAAUCCUUCAGGCCUCUCUCUAUAUUCAGCACCCCAGGGUGUGUGAGGAAGACACCCUCCAGAGGAAGCAGAAUGUUCACGCUGUCUACUAAAUCACCUCCUCCAAAGGUGCCCCAGCCAGAGAGGCUGGAUGAAGUGUAUGAGGCCCUAAAGCGAGGACUGCAAUCCUACAUUCAGGUCCAUCAGAUGGAGCUGGACAGUCUGAACAGACAAAUGAAGGAAUCCAAAAGAAAUUCACGCUUGGGGUUUUUGUAUGAACUUGACAAGCAAGUGAAAGUGAUUGAGAGAUUUAUGAGACGGCUGGAGUUUCAUCUCAGUAAGAUCGAUGAGCUCUAUGAGGCCUACUGCAUGCAGCGCAGACUGAGAGACGGAGCCAAUAAGAUGGUGAAAGCUUUCACGGCCUCUCCAGGCAGUAGGGAGGCCAGAGAGAGUCUGUCUGAAGCUAACAAGAGCUUUAAAGAGUACACUGAGAAUAUGUGCAUGUUAGAGAGUGAGCUGGAGAAUCAGCUGGGGGAGUUUCACGUCAAAAUGAAGGGGUUAGCGGGUUUUGCACGCCUUUGUGCAGGAGAUCAGUAUGAGAUUUUUAUGAAGUAUGGUCGACAGCGGUGGAAACUGCGGGGUCGAAUUGAAAUCAAUAGCAAGCAAGUGUGGGACAGUGAGGAGAUGGUCUUCCUCCCCCUCAUCACAGAGUUCCUGUCUAUAAAGGUGACUGAGCUAAAGAGUCUGGCCAAUCAUGUGGUAGUUGGGAGUGUAUCCUGUGAGACUAAGGACCUGUUUGCUGCCCUGCCCCAAACAGUGGCUGUGGAUAUCAAUGACCUGGGCACCAUCAAACUUAGUCUAGAAGUCUCCUGGAAUCCAUUUGACAAAGAUGACCAGUCAUCCUCAGCUAGCACAGUGAACAAAGCUCCUACAGUCAAUAAACGCUUUUCAACGUACAACCAGAGUCCUCCGGACACACCUUCUCUACGAGAGCAGGCCUUCUAUACAGCUCCACGGAGCAUGAUGUCCAAACAUCGCUGGUCCCUACUGGACGUUUUCCGGGACACUUUGACAGAGAAACUGACUCAGAGCUGCUCCUGCAGCGAUGUCAACUCGGUUCGCAUGGGGUUCUCUCUGCCUUCCAGCAAUAAUAUGUUGCGGAGACAGGAAGAAAUGGAGAACGGAACAGCGUGGUCAAACUCCUCCGAAUCCUCGGACGAUUCCUCCAGUCCUCAGCUUUCCGCCGGAAUGCGGCACGCUCAAAAAAACUUAGUUCAGCCUGCGGUACAAGCUGCUCCGCCAGCCAUCGAAAUCUCCUUUGCCCCUCGUGAAUCGGCGACCUCCACUCCCACCCGCCUGGCCAAUCAGAAGGAAGAGGAUGAGGACGAAGAUGAGGAAGAUCUGAAGAAACCAGCAGCCACUAUAAUAGACACCACUGUUGCUCCUGUGAAACAGGAAGUGCCCAAUGGUCAUCCCCGGUAUUCUCGAUCUCUCAGUCACAUUAGCGAGAAAAGUGCAGAUGGUGUUGUGACAGAUAGGUUGUGUGGGGAAUCCUUGGAGACCACUGAGGUGACCUCGACAGCCCCCUGUUUAUUAGAAAGUGAGGAUAUUCCACAUCGGGCAGAACCAUGUUUUGUUGUUCCAGAAUCUCAGGAGAUCUGUCCCGUUCCUGAUGCCACCACCACCACCAAUGAGCCAUCCUGCACCGCUGAACCACAGAACUGUACAGAAAGUAGCACAACGUGCGAAUCAGCUACUUCUGAAAAAGCUAGACCCAGCGACACAUGCAAAGAGGACGACUCUUCCCCUAAUGCUUUGUCAAAGCAGAUGAACACUGAAGUUAGUAGGACUGAUGACCACACAAAGACAGAAACAAACAAUUUACUAGUCAAAAAGUCUGAUUCUUUAUCAGAAACUAGACCUACGGACAGUUUGGAGGCACAAUCGCCAGAUUCCUGUUUGGGGGAGGCUCUUAGUGCUGUUAUGUCCUCCCUUGAUGAUUAUAGAGGCCAGUUUCCAGAACUCCAGGUCUUAGAACAAGAGCUGAAACUACUAGAAGAGGCGCUAAGAGCACGGAGUCGCAGUCGUUCGUCCAGUGUCAGUUUGACAGUCGAGACAGCACUUGGAAGCUUCGACUUUCUCAAUACAUCAGACCUGGACGACGAGGAAGAGGAGGAGGAUGGUGAGAGACAGAAUGUGACAGACAGCACUAAGGAGCAGCCAGCGGCUGUGGAGAGCACAGAGGAGGAUGAAGGCUGUGAAGCACCAUGUUGGGACACUCCCUCUACUCCUCUCAGCACAGGAUGCCCGACUCUAGAUCACACCCUGCUGGUUCAUCUGAAGAACUGCAGCUCACAACUGCUGAGGUUAGGCACAUUCGGGCCUCUACGCUGUGGGGAGAUGUAUGCUCUUGACCGUCUUCUCAGGGAGGCACGAGUCCUCGAGCUCAUUCGAUGGGUUGUCAAGGACUCAAAGACUGGGGAGAGCCAACCAGAGGAGGUUGUUCCUCAGUUAGAUCAGUGUCAAGGGGCUGUGUUGCUAUGGAGGCAGUGUACGGAUGGCUGCAGUGUGUACAGCACCUCCACAGAGACUUUCAUACAGACACUCAUCAAUGCUUACGCCAGCAGACUCCCAGAGAGAGGCGCUGGUUUUUCGGAUACAGUGUUUCUGCAUCUGGUGGAACGUAUCCUGGAGAGAAAGUUGCCUAGACGUGGAGGUACGGCCAAAGAGACUCUCACGCUCUUCCAGUUCUGGAGCUACCUGGAAGCAGAUGGAGUGAAUGACCUGGAGGCACACAUUCCUGAGCUUGCUGAAGAAGUGUGGCUUGUUCAAUGCCUGCAGUCUGAAGAUCAAGAUGUUCUGGUGAGGUCUUUGAAGAAGCCUCCAGAAUGCAGUCUAAAGAGGGAGGGCUUACGAGCAGUCAGUAUGCUGUUGAGGGACCCUAGGGGAAAGGUUUCCAGUGCGGCCAGCUCCUUGCUACGGAGUCUAGCCGAUCAAACACGUCACAGGGAGAGGGCACUGGUGAGCUGUCUGGAGCUCUUGGAGGAUAAAAGCAUUGAGACUCGGGUGUGUGGAUGUAAAGCACUCGCAUGUCUGAAGGCCAAAGAGAGCAUUGAGCAGCUGGUGUAUCUGUGCAGGACAGAUAAAGAGGAUGUGCGGGAUGCUGCCAAACAAGCUCUGCUUGUGCUAGGUGAGGAGGGGAAGGUGGCUCAUCGACAGAUCGAGUCGUCACAAGAUGGAAUGUCUCGCCUUUUUUCACCUGGCAGUAUGGCCAGUACAGCUUUCUAACACAAUCAGAAGAUCAGAAAAAAUAUACUCGUAUCUCGGAAUACUCACUGUCAUGAUCAUGCCAAUUAAAACUUUUAAAUGUACACUAUUAAAAACGCAAAAGUACACUAUUCACUGUACAAGUGCAGUUUCAAAUGACAAAUCGGUGUGAUCCCACUCUCAUGGAGAGUGUCACCAGUGUCCUCGAAGACAUGGACUGAUACAAUCAAUGAACGAGAAGAUUUGUACGUCAGUGCGUUUGUUGUUAAUAUUUUGAUGAUGACCUAAGAUAAACUACUGUAAAGUGAUAAAAGAUGUUGCAUAGAGAGUAUGGGGUGGUAAGAGGUUUAUAAAGAAUGUUUUGCUGCCUUAUUUUUUGGCCCAAUGGUGUUGCCUUCACAAUUCAAGAAAGCAGGAACCUGAACAGCAAUACAAGUGGUGACUGUAUUGAUAGUGAUGGGAGAUUAAAGAAAAGUGUUAUUUUCUUGAUGCAAACAGGCAGUAUGUGAUUAUCCACUUUGUAAAGAUUGCUUAUGUGUGUACAUAUUGUUUGAAGAAUGUAUGUUGGUAGUUAGGGGGGGGUCACACCUCAAGAAAGUAGGAUGGGGAUUACGGAGAGCAUUUCCUUAAUCCCAAAAUAUCAUGGGACCUUGUUGCCAUCCCAAGUGUAACAGUGCCAUCAUUCCAUAAUGUCAUAUUGUUUAUUGAUGCAGAUUAUAUAUCUAUAUCCCAUUGGAAGUGUAAAUGUUUGUGUUUAAGUUUAAAUGUUAAAAUAAUCAAUAGCAAAUGCAUUUGUUGGAUUCACAGUGCACUUCCUUAGAUUUAUGCCACUGGCAAUGUAGUAUCUGCUGUAAAAGUGGUGAAGCUGUUCUUUUUUUUUUUUUUUUGAAAAUGUCACCAUUAUUAUGAGUGAAAGAUGUAAACCGUGGUGAAUUCUGCCUUUUGCAGUGGGCUCAGUCAAAACUCCAUGCUUGUGAUAUUUAGUCAUGCUUAUCUCGGGCAUUUCCCUAGUGCUGCUAGACAUAAAGGUUCUGAGUUGGAACCAGGCAUGGUUUAUUUUUUACAUAACACCAUUUUCUAGCUUUGUUUCAGACUUACAUGACAAAGAAUGCCUCUUCAGUGUAUAAGUGCCUCAAAUUAGUAUGGGGAGCAAGAGAUUGAGAUAGAUAUUAUUUAAAACUUAAGACUGUGGUUUAGGAUUCCAAAACUGCAGGACAGAUUUAAAUAUAUUUUUCAUUAUUAUCUACAGGUUGUGCAGCAUUAAAGAAUUGAUUUACUUUUAUUUCCUCUAAAUAUGUAUAUUGUCUGACAACGAUAUUGCUGACAUCAACUGUAAAGGAAACGAUUAAAAUGAUAAACUCUAAAA